UCCAGUUUUCGAACUGCGCGGUGCUGCUGCUGCCUGGUGACAGAGACGGGCACUGCCGCCCCCACAUGUCCCCUGAUGGGUGACACUGACACCGGCGCCACUCCCAAGAUGGCAGAAGCGGCAUAACUCAAGUGACAGGACACUACAGAUGGCCGGUGGAGCAGCCGAAAAGACAGACGCCUUUGUGAGGAGUGGGGGGGCCUUAACUGCACCCCACCAAGGAUGGCGCCUUAGUCGGAAAGGGUUUCUGCCAGCACCCAAGAUGGAGACAAAGAGCGACAGUCUUUUGAUGCCACACCAAAGAUGGCGGCUAGGCGCGCCACGCCUUGUCCUUCCAGCUGGCGGCAUCACGCGCAUGCGCCUUGGGAAGGGGAAAAUGGCGGCCCGGAAGGACCGUGCUGCUUCCAUUCGGUUGAAUGAACGCGGCGCCGGCGCCGACCCAGCGCUUUCAGCGCGCUUUUCCGAUGUGCGAAAACGGGUUGUGGGGCCAGCAGAGCCGGGAGCAGCCAGCAGGAUGCAGUUCCGCAGGAGCAAUGUGGCACAAAUUCCAGUGAUGGGAAGAGGCUGGAAGAAGCUGGAUUUCAGACAGGAGGCCAUGGAUUAUGCACCAGAGAAGGAGCUGCUGAACAUGAAAGGCAUCAGUGAAAAGUGAAACCAAAGCUGACAAAAUCCCAGUAAGGAUGUUCUGGAACUUUAACCCAAGAUAUUCCACUGGUUUAUCUCUGAUGGCUGAAAAUGUUAUGGUGAAUUUGGAAAGUCUCCAAAGGGCAGUAAAGGUGAUUGGAGUUGUGACAUGACUUGUGAUGGGAAAAAUGCACCAGGACAGGACUGAACUGAAGAGAAGGAUAUUUUUAUAAAACACACAAAAGGGAUGUUGGUGCUUUCUAUUGGAGCAGAAUUUCUGUUCUGUGCAGAGAUAUCAACUCGUGCAAAGUCUGUGAAAUGUGCAUGGAAUAAUACAGGCACCUCUCCACGAGGCAGGAAAUAUUAAUUACUGGGGAUUAAUGAAUGAGCUCUCCUGACACUGCUCAGUUGGGUUUUCCCUCAGGCUGAGGCAGCCAAACUGUUCCCAUGGGCUUCACCAUGGCCACAGAAUUCCACCAGCAAUGGUCAGAGAUUAUCCAGAUCACCACUGGCUCCAAAGAGCUGGACAAGCUGCUUCAAAGGAGAAACAGAAACAGGAUCCAUAAUGGAGUUAUUUGGGGAAUUCCAUCCUGGGAAGAAGCAGCUGUGUCCCAGCCUGGCAGUCACUGGUCAGCUCCCCAUACACCAUGGGAGCAGCGAGGGAAAAGCCACAUCCGUGGGCACAGAGGGGACCUUCCACCCAGAGCGGCUCCUGGCCAUGGCUGAAAGGUCAGUGAGGGGAACACAGGAGUAGCUGGACUCACAGCUCAGCUGGAAAUCGUUUUCCACAGGUCCUGGAGGUUGGUCUGGCAGGUGUUCCCUUUGGAAAGCUCUGGUGUUACUGUUCCUGUCCCAUCUUUGCUGGUCUCUCUCCCCACAGCUCUGGUGUCAUUGUCCCUCAGCACGAGGUGAUUUCCCUCUCUUGCUACUGGGAGGGACUGGGAGCUUCCCAAGCAGCUGGGGACAGGACUGGCUGCAUCCUGUCAGCUCUUCCUGAAGGGAAUUUGACCUAACCCUGCUGGCUCCUCCCACAGCAAGGACUGCUCCCGUGUUCCCUGUCACCAGGGAAUAUUUGGCAGCCAAGGAAGGAGAGGCAGUGCAGUGGUGCUUGCAGCAGGCACAGGUGUGUCCGUGCUGGCCCUGUACAGGGUGUCCUUGGAAUCAUGAAAUCCUUCAGGCUGGAGAAGCCCUCUGAGAUCACGGUGCCCAGCUGUUCCUGGCUGUCCCAUGUCCCCAAGUGCCACAUCCACACAGCUUUAAAUCCCUCCAGGGAUGGGGCUCUGCCACUGCCCUGAGCAGCUGUGCCAGAGCUGGAACAGCCUUUCCUCUCAGAGACUUCCCAAUAUCCAGCCUAAACUCCCCUGGGAUCACUGAGGCCAUUUCCUCUUACCCAUUUCAAAUGGUUCCAAUCAUUCCCUUCCCUUUUUGUCACCACGGGUUGCAUUUUUUUCCCCUCUGUUUUUGUUCCUGCUGGGGAUGUGAGUUUUUCUCCAGUCUUUUGGCAAAGUUCCUGGCUAAUUCCAGGAGCUCCAAGGUUCAUCCCUUUUUCCCCCCUGAUUUUGCAGGAAUGGUCUCUGCCAGAGCUUUAACAGUGACCACCAGGCCCAGCUUCUGGAUCAGGCUAAAGACUGAAACUCCUUUUCCUCCCCUGCAUCCCCAGGGAUGCUCUGUGUCCCUGAGACGCUCCUUUCCUGUGGCACCUCAGGGAUGCUCCCCAGGGCAGUGGGUAGAGGAAGCUGUGGCUUCCAUUUCUAUCUGAUUUUCUGCAUUUCAGUAAUUCUCUGGAAAUCUGUUUUUAAUGAAAAUGCCCAGGAGGAUAUUGGUGACAUCCCAGGUUCCUGGGAUUCACAGGUGUGCGCUCAGACCAAGGGUUGUUCUGGCUGGCAGAAGCUGCACCAAUCUCCCAGGAAUGUCAGUCUGGAUUUGUCUUUUCUCCCAAUUCUCAGAUUGGGGGUGCAGUGCAGCCCUGCCCUGUGUAUCUCCUAGAAGAGUUUUGGGGUUAAAAAUGUUCUUUCAUAAUCUGCAAUACUUCUCUAGAACUCCAUCAAAAAGAAUAAAACUGUAUCAGUGUUGUUUGGAUUGGU
Messenger RNA from Oenanthe melanoleuca, 2708 nucleotides. RefSeq lists its product as uncharacterized. The transcript has 4 exons. Lineage: Eukaryota; Metazoa; Chordata; Aves; Passeriformes; Muscicapidae. The record is from RefSeq and is a predicted model, not a curated record. The coding region runs from base 149 to 652 and encodes 167 amino acids.